Lepus europaeus (European hare) is the source of this 2101-nucleotide messenger RNA. RefSeq names its product progestin and adipoQ receptor family member 5 (gene PAQR5). The transcript is spliced from 8 exons. The record is from RefSeq and is a predicted model, not a curated record. NCBI's taxonomy places the organism in Eukaryota, Metazoa, Chordata, Mammalia, Lagomorpha, Leporidae. Gene Ontology annotation, molecular function: signaling receptor activity. Gene Ontology annotation, cellular component: membrane. The coding region runs from base 144 to 1136 and encodes 330 amino acids.
CGCACCGUGCCAGCCGCCUGCCUGCGCCCCGUCCGCGGGACGCCGGGGACCCUAGGAGCCCAGGGAAGCAGCCUCGCACUCCAAGCCAUGUUGGGACUGUGAGCGAGGCCCGGCCACCCGCGGCCCUGCCCAGCGGCCUCACGAUGCUGAGCCUGAAGCUGCCCAGGCUGUUCCGCAUAGACCAGGUGCCCCAGGUGUUCCAUGAGCAAGGCAUCCUCUUCGGCUACCGGCACCCACAGAGUUCCGCCACUGCCUGCAUCCUAAGCCUUUUCCAGAUGACCAAUGAGACCCUCAACAUCUGGACUCACUUGCUGCCCUUCUGGUUCUUCGUGUGGAGGUUUGCAACUGCGCUCUACGUGACUGACAUCCCCAAUGACAGCUACUCGUGGCCCAUGCUUGUGUACAUGUGCACCAGCUGUGUGUACCCCCUCGCGUCCAGCUGCGCACACACCUUCAGCUCCAUGUCCAGGAACGCCCGGCACAUCUGCUACUUCCUGGACUACGGCGCCGUCAACCUCUUCAGCCUGGGCUCUGCCAUCGCCUACUCUGCAUAUGCGUUCCCCGACGCGCUGGUGCGCACCGGCUUCCACGAUUACUUUGUGGCCAUGGCUGUGCUGAACAGCGUCCUUAGCACCGGCCUCUCCUGCUACUCCAGGUUUCUUGAGAUCCAGAAGCCAGGACUCUGCAAGUUGCUUCGCAUCCUCGCCUUUGCAUACCCCUACACCUGGGACUCCCUGCCCAUCUUCUACAGGCUCUUCCUGUUCCCAGGGGAGAGCGGCCAGAACGAAGCCACCCUGUACCACCAGAAGCACAUGAUCAUGACGCUCCUGGCCUCUUUCCUGUACUCGGCACACCUGCCCGAGCGCCUGGCCCCGGGCCGCUUUGACUACAUCGGUCACAGCCACCAGCUGUUCCACGUGUGUGUGAUCCUGGCCACGCACAUGCAGAUGGAAGCCAUACUCCUGGACAAGACGUUGCGGAAGGAGUGGCUGCUGGCCGCCGCCAGGCCCUUGUCUUUCCCCCAGAUAGCCGGAGCCGUGCUUCUCUGCGUCAUCUUCAGCCUCAGCAACAUAAUUUAUUUCUCAGCUGCUCUGUAUCGGAUUCCUGAGCCAGAAAUACAUAAAAAAGAAACAUGAUUCCGGCCCCAAGCGCUUCCGGCCUGCUGUCACCGCUCGGCCACAACACCCUGCCCACGGUGCUGGCCGCCGGUGGCCCAUAGUCCUCAUACCGACGGGCGCACGGCAACAAAGUAUUGCACUGGGGAAGCUCCUCUCGAUUUGUACUGCUGCUCUAUGUGUGAUUUGAACGGGGACCACGGGUCAAGCAGGUUGGGUGAAGGCCAGUGGGUGCUGUCUCCUUCAGUUCAGAAUCUGUCGAGGGUGGGGUUUUCAAGUCUGUUGGCGCAGUUGGAGGAAGAAGCAAUGUGCCUUGUAGCUUUGCAUCAUUCUUCAAAAAUAGUCUGCUCCAGGUGCCGGAUCUCAUGAAGCACAGUCCCAGGAGCCCCCACCAGGCCUGGCAACUCCUCUGGGAGGGGAGAAAGGCCUCUGGGAAGACGUGAGGAGAAGCUGGGUCCAUGGGAACCCCAGGGCGUGGAGGACCCUCCAGCAGGAGGAGGCCCGCUCUGGGGGAGGAAUUCUCUUCCCUUGCCAGCCUGGGGGAGGGUGUACAGAAGGAAGGGCCUCUCUUCCCACAAGGCCAUUCUCACCUCCAAGGGCAGGUUCCCCUGUCCAUACGGGUUUGGGGUUUGUACGGUGUGUGUUUGUUUGUGGCUUUUUAAAUGCCCACAGCCUGCUGCUGGGUGGCAGGUGUUCUGUUUUGCUGUUUUCGUUGCUGGGUUGAUCUGCCCAGACUGUGCAGUGCAGGUAAACCGUGCUGGACGUGAGAGCUGGCUGAGUCCGCCCCACGUGGCCCUGCUUGGCCAGUGAGGGGUGGGCUCCGUAGAGGAGACAGGCCGUGGAGCAGACCCCUCAGACGAUUCCAGUGCGAGGGGCGCAAGGGCCAAGCUUGAAGACAUGCAGGUCACGCACUCCAGCAGCACUGGGCCUGUCCCUGUCAGCGUUGCUUCCCUUGCUGUCGAUUUCAGCGAUCCCCUAGCCCCCCC